Messenger RNA from Cercopithifilaria johnstoni, 219 nucleotides. Lineage: Eukaryota; Metazoa; Nematoda; Chromadorea; Rhabditida; Onchocercidae. The record is from the annotation of a GenBank genome assembly.
AUGAAGGAUAUCGAGCGACAGAAGAAUGAACUUCUACGCUCUGUAUAUGAAAAUAUAAUUAAAACGGAACAGGUCUACCGUUCGAACCAACUUAAAAUUGAGCAUCUUCAAGGAGAGCUUGAGAAGACACGUACUCAACUUGCGCUUCACCGAGCACUUCUUGACAGCGCUAUCGAUAAAUCUAAGCAACUGGAAGCUGAAAUGGCAGAUCAAAAAUAA